Messenger RNA from Eucalyptus grandis, 3951 nucleotides. Its product is annotated as protein ENHANCED DISEASE RESISTANCE 4. Bases 1451 to 3532 code for a protein of 693 amino acids. The transcript is spliced from 3 exons. The record is from RefSeq and is a predicted model, not a curated record. Gene Ontology annotation, biological process: regulation of defense response to fungus. NCBI's taxonomy places the organism in Eukaryota, Viridiplantae, Streptophyta, Magnoliopsida, Myrtales, Myrtaceae.
UUCAUCUGGAUUCGUGCAUGAACUCGAUCUCAUUUAAUAUUUGCCUCGGAAUCAUGGGUUGACAAUUUGACAUGAUGUUUUCUUCUUCAUUUUGUUGUUCUCUCCAAUCCUGAUAAAUGAUCUGGCAUACCUGUAGAUGAUUCUUGUUUUUAGUAUAGUCAGUUCGAUCUGGGCAGUGACUUUCUGUCGAUUCAGUUGCUUUGGAAACUGAAUGACUGGAUUGCCCAGUUCUUCUAUUUUCCUUUUUCACCGAGUGUUCGUUUCAAAAUGAGGUCCCAAGAUAAUGGAUAGAUAUGUAUGCAUAUCAUUAUAUUUGUGUUGGCCUGUAUUAGGACACGAACAUCCACAGUUCUAUACAGCAAGAGUUUGAUUUCUGCCUUGAUUUCCCUGUUUAAUAAGCAGAUAGUUCAAAAAUUUCUUCUCUGCUUGGAAAUUGCUGUGGCUCGAAGAAUUGUCAGUAACAGUCAACCUUUUGAUCCCAAAUCUCUCUUUACGCAGUUAUGCAUCUUAUCAGAGGCUGCAAAUUGCAAUUGUAUAAUAUCUGUCUCAAGUCAUCUCUGUUCUUUUCUUAUAUUUCUGGACCUUUUUUUGGCAUCCGUUAUCGAUUCUAGCAAGUACUCUUUUUAAGUGUUGGAUUUUAGGGGAGAGAAGAAAAAUAACCGAAUCAUUGGCUGGAAUGUGGUCAUUUUGGCACAUUGCAAUAUUUAAAUUUGUUGCUGGGAAAUGCAUAAUGUAAUUGCAGAGCCAGAUGUCCCUGCGUAGAAGGGUUGAGGAUUCUAUUAUGCCAAGCCUGCUGUUGAGUGAUUCAACCCAUGCAAGCAUAACUGCUAAUGGUGACAUGAUAUUGUCAACGUGUUCUGUGACAUGUCAUAUCAGAUUCAUAUCCACUUUUUGAUAGAUUGUUGACAAUGGUGAUAGGCAUGAUACAGAUUGGAGUUCAAUCCUUGAUGUGAAUAAUCCUCUAACAUGAUGUCUUCUGUAAAUCAAUCCUGGCAUUUUCAUGGGUUCUUGUUUGGUUCCAGAAAAAUUUUAGCAAUAGUUUUGAGCAAAAAGGAAACUGUGAGCUAGACGUUCUUUUGCCAUGGUGCGAGAGUGGAAUUGCAUCUAACAAUGAUCAUUGUCCUGAUCCUUCCUAAUCACAAGGGCACCAUAUAUCAGCUUAACUGUUAUCGCCCAACAGCUUGUAUGCAUUUCUAGGAAUGGCUUUGUACAUCAUGAGUCCAUAAGCUUGAUGGACUUUCGUUUUCUUGUUCUAGUUAUGGGAACAACUUGCUUUUUGUGCCAUAAAACUUCAACUCCCACUUUUUUUGCCACGAGCAUCUGUUGUCUAGUUAAGGGUUAACACCUUGAUGCCAAUGUUAUUAGAAUCUCACUUUCUCUUAUUUGACUUUCCAUCGUGCUAGGAAAGUUUCAAUGUAUAGGUUAAUCUAGCCAGUUUGUUGGGAGAAACAUGACCACUGGACUGACUCGUAAAGUUCGGCUAGUCAAGUGUCCAAAAUGUUGGCAGCUUCUUCCAGAGCCAGCGGAUGUUUCUGUGUACCAAUGCGGUGGAUGCAGCGCUGUCCUUCGAGCAAAAAAUCGCAGAACUGAAGCUGGGAGUGCAGUAUCGGAACUACUUGAGGUAGCUGAUGCUCAGAAGAAUAAACCUGAAUUGACUUCUGUGGAUGACGGUUCAAAAGAAUCAGGACAUGGAACGGUUCUUCCUUCCUCGACACUCCGUUCACCUGAUCGGAGCAAUGUGGACAGCUGUCGCAUAUCUGACAAUGGCAAUGCUGAACCUGACCAGCCUUGCGAGUCAUUCUCAUCCAAUGUAGCUAAAAAAGACCGAAGCAGGCAAGAUGUGUCUGGUGAGUCCAAUGAAGAAGGACAUGGAGGAGCAAGGGAUGUUCAGUCUUCGACUCAGCCUGCUUCUCUUGAUAAUGGACAGACUUUGCUUGUCAAGACUCCAAGAGCAAAUAUAGACGGAAGUGAAGAAAGCUCAAUGUCUGAAAAGCUGCCAGAGCAACCUGAUGAGAGCGUUUCACCUGACAUUGUAGAUCGGAGGGAUUCUCUAAUCUCUGCAAGUGGAGAAUACGGUCACCCAAGCUCGAUGCUGAGAGGUGAACCUGGAGAAGCACCUAUCUCCACAUCAGCCAAAGGAUUGGAUGAUCAUGUUUACCCAUCUCCUACUCAUGUUGAGAAUCAACGCGCUGGCGGGUACGUUCAUCAUACAAAAGAAGCGAAUUUUGCUGUUUCUGAAGGACAGGUCGCUAGACAGAAGUUCCUGGAGAAUCACAAGACAGAUCCUAAUUUUAGAACAAAGCAUCCCCUAAGGAAAGAAGCGAAUUUUGCCAUUUCUGAAGAACAGGUCACUAGGCAGAAUUUCUUGGAGAAUCACAAGACGUACGGUAAUUUUAGAACGAAGCAUCCCCUAAGGAGUUCUAAGUCAUUUUACCAUAGGGAUGGAGGGACCGACCCAAUUAGAGUUAGCAGGCGGGAUCGAGGUGAAAUAAUUAGACAUGCAAGACAAGGUCUUCCUGGUCUAUACCGAAAUAGAUCAGAAUUAGAGGGAUUUGAGCCUGGCAGAGCACCAAACUUCCAAUGGGAUCCCCAAGAAACAUAUGAGGCUCCCCUGAACAAGGUGCACAAAUAUCUGGUUCGUAGCUCAAGCUGUCGUUUACCAGACAAGCCUGAGUUCGCUUCUCAGGACGAGAUGGAACUGCUGAGGUUGGUUGUUGAGCUGGAGGAUAAACUAAAGAGGACAUACAAUCUCCAUGGAACAAGAAAUGAAAGAGUGUCCCGGCAGUUUAGUUAUUCGGGGAAACAUUUCUCGUCGGAAACCAUGGAAAAUAGCAGAAACUCUGAUUACUCCUAUACCCAUUGCUUCCCACAUGACAGGCAUUACUCUGUACACUUGCCUCCACUCGCCAAUCACGAUAAAGGAGUCUAUAGAGUUCAUUCAAGUCGCAGCAUGUAUAGUCAAUAUGCCUCCUCUCCCUUGAGCUCCCAGCAGUAUGCAGUCCCCUCGUUGGAUCGCCAAAUGAAGUUUAAGCAAUUAAGAAAAGACCGUCAAUUUUCCAAGAGACACUUCCGGCCUAUCGCAGGUGGGGCCCCACUUAUAGUUUGUUACCAUUGCUUGGUGCUGCUGCUGGUACCUGCAGAUUUUGUCCUUUCAAGAAGAAGAUGUCAUCGGCUGAGGUGUGGCUCUUGUUUGACGGUGUUGGAGUUCUCAAUUCAGGAAGGAACACACCUAAUUCGGUAUACUCCAUGUGCAAUGGAAGCUCCCUCCAGAGGCCUUUCAGGUUGCUCUGAGGUCAUGCACGGUUCUUGCUCCGCUAAUAAUGGUGUUCACCUCAACUGUGGAUGUUCUGAAGAAGAGAGCAAGUGUGCAAUGCCCUCAGAGACCAAGGAAGUUCCUGGCAAAACCAGUUCAGCACUUCAUCAGCUAAUGGGCUAUUCUUCAAUUAGCCAGUUGAUCACUGGAUCAAGGCAGUCAGCCAGUGGGGCGGGGCGAGCCCUUCCACCCCAAGUAAAUCCUAAGCUAAAGGAAUGAAGAGCGUUUAUUUAUCGAUUCUCAAAGCUUUUUGGCAGGCAUUUACAAAUUUUUAGAAAACCUUAGGUGUUGGUCACCCGUUAUGUUGUCAUCCCCCGAGUCAUGUUUAUGUGAGAAAGUGAGAGAUACAAAUAAUAAUGUGCCAGCUGAGGUAACUACAUGCUCUUUGUCCACAUUAUAAGGUUAGGGUCCAUCAUUAUUGCAAAUUUAGUGGACCGCACAUCACAUUGGUCUGUGAAACAUGGCGUUCAAUAGGUGCUUCUCCAUAGUUGAGUUAUUUGCUGGACUUAAUUUUUUGAGGCUGAAGCAUUUCUAUUCUCAGGAAUGUAGAUGCUGAUGUGUUUGGUAGUCUUCUGUGAUUUAAAGAACCGAUAUAAAUACAAAUUUUUUUAUUCAUGACAAUGUAUUUGAAUUGUGUA